Messenger RNA from Mercenaria mercenaria, 3901 nucleotides. RefSeq names its product ecdysone receptor-like. The transcript has 11 exons. The coding region runs from base 1802 to 3241 and encodes 479 amino acids. NCBI's taxonomy places the organism in Eukaryota, Metazoa, Mollusca, Bivalvia, Venerida, Veneridae. The record is from RefSeq and is a predicted model, not a curated record. Gene Ontology annotation, molecular function: RNA polymerase II cis-regulatory region sequence-specific DNA binding; ecdysone binding; zinc ion binding. Gene Ontology annotation, cellular component: nucleus. Gene Ontology annotation, biological process: negative regulation of transcription by RNA polymerase II; positive regulation of transcription by RNA polymerase II; ecdysone receptor signaling pathway.
ACACUCAAUACGUUCGUACAUCUAAAAUGGGCAAAUUAAUGCUAAAAAAUGAAAUGGUUAAAAUUGGUUUCUUCCCUUAAAAAUGUUAUGCCAUUUGCAGAAUGACACACCGAGCCUUCAUUGGCAGGAAUACUGUACAUACAUACGACAGGAAGUGUGUGGAAGAAGACCCACUCCCACCACGAACACCCUUCGCACCAGCUUUCAAAAUUGGUGUCCGCCUUAAACCACAUCCCAUCCUCCACUUGAACAAGUGAAAGGAUAAUGAAAAAAUUAAGUCAGUUACUUCCCUUUAAAUUGACACGCCAUUUGCAGAAAGACGCCAUCGUCUGACAGAAUGUGCGUGCUCAAUUUAAGCCUCUGUUUCCAAAUUACAAAAUGGUCUUUAAAGCUUAUAGAAGUACCAGAGGAUUUGAUAUUGUGGCGAUGAAUGGUACUUGGUUGAAAUGUGAGAAAGUUUUGGAGUUGGGACAAAGAAGUGUGUCACAUUAAGGUCCAUAUCGAAGAAGAACAAAAAUGAAAGUUAACAGAACAAGUUAAAAUUGUGACAAAGCUAAGAUCUAUAGAGACAAGGGACAUGUGACUGAGGAUGCAGUUGACGGUACCAUCAAGGUCAGCUUAAGGGUAGUUGAUUUAUGUUUUCAUUGUCCACAGCGACCACACUUUACUGACCAACUCCCUGUAUCAUGUUUUUCAUAGCUUGCUAUCCUUGAAAGAGACUCCUAACUCAGCCAGAUAUAUUUCAGAAAGUAAGUCACUUUAGGUCAGAGUUUAUACCAGUAGGUUUCUUAAUAAUCAGACUUGUGCAAGGAGUAUAUUUAUCAGCAUACAUGUCUUUUCUUCUUUGCUGAAGAAAAAUUUGAGCUGUUGCACUCGCCCAGGCAUCUGCAUGGUUAAAGUUUUUGAUAUAGUCAAAUAUCUCUGUUACUAUCAAAGCUUUUGACUUGAAACUUGAAACGUUUAUUUAUUAUUAAUGUCUACACCAGAUGAAACAAACCCCAUAACUUUGAUUGAAUUUUGAAAGAAUUAUGCCCCUUUUUAACUUAGAAUUUUUGGUUAAAGUUCUUGAUAAAGUCAAAAAUCUCUGUUACUAUCAAACCUUUUGACAUGAAACUUAAAAUGGUUAUUUACUUAUAUCUAGACCAGGGUUUUGACAGUUAUACCCCUUUUUACCUAAGAAUGUUUUUGUUGAAGUUUUAUAAAGUUUUUACUGGCAAAGCUCUAAUUCAGAGUCAAGCAUUGAGAAAAGUCGAACAUGCUCUCUUACGGACAGCUCUUGUUUAAAUUCUUUUUUCCUUAGUGCAUUAGGUUUUUACCAUCUUUUAAAUGUUCCUCAAGGUUUUUAGCUGAUGAAAAGUUUGUGUUAGUUUCCAGAUUUGCAUAGAAUGAAUUUAUAUUUACGUCAAAUUUUUCUUAAUACCAGGGUUGAAGAAAUAACAGAUCUCUUUCGUAAAUUUUUUAUACAUCUUACGUAUGCAGAUUUGAUAGGCCUUGAGUGUGUCUGACUGAUGUGGAAGCCUUAGAAAAAAUGCUGCUCACUAGAGAUCAACUUUGUCAAAUAUUCCACAGAAAUGCUGGGUGGAAAAAGCUCUAUUUUCAUAGGUUUAGAUAAAGGAAGAGCAGUUGAGGUUACCUGCCAGUGUGAGGGAUUGUGAAGCAAAGUUGUACUGUCUACUUACUUGCAGAAGUAGAAGAUUGGUGCUACAGAAGUUCAGCUAUUACAGACUGGUCAUCAGAUUUUGAAAUCACUCUGUGUUAUAAUGAAUUUAAACUUAGGCUGUAGACACGUGACCUUUCCAAAAUGCAUGGACAGCAUAUGGACUACUAUCUAGAUCCAGUUAUGGGGAAAGUUUUGAAUGAAAAUGAGGGGCACGUGCAUCAGGGGUACCAUGGUAAUCACAUGUACUUAGACAACAUGGUUCUCGGCUCCCCAACAGGGUCCAUGCUACCUAUGGAUUCAGACAUACAUCUUGGAGGCCCUGACAUGAGUUACGACAUGCAUAUGACAAUGGGGGAACGUGCAAUCACAUCAAGCACAGGGAACGACCCCAAGGUCAAGAAAAAAGGGGCUGGAGUGGUGGGGAAAAGUAUAGAGGAGGAACUAUGUAGGAUAUGUGGAGACAGGGCCUCCGGUUAUCAUUACAAUGCCCUCAGUUGUGAAGGUUGUAAAGGUUUCUUCAGACGCAGUAUAACCCGAGGAGCUUCGUACCACUGUAAAUACGGCGGUAACUGCGAAAUGGACAUGUGGAUGCGACGGAAAUGUCAGGCUUGCCGACUCCGACGGUGCCGAGAAGUCGGAAUGAAACAAGAAUGUUUGCUGUCGGAAGAGCAAUGUAAGGCUAGAGACGUGCGGAGGAAACAAAAAUCCACGAAAGUGAAAAAAAUAUCUGAGUCCACAAACAGUCCUGAAUCUUUGUCGGAAAAAUUUGACGAAGCAGUUGACUGUAAGGAAAAAGUGAAAACGAAAGCAAACAUUAGACCGGAGACUAUUAUAGAUACUGAACCAUUGUUAAGGGUUCAGGAAGAUACUAAAACAUUAGUGGAAAAAGUUGUUUUUCUUCAAGAUAAAUAUGAAUUCCCAGAUGAGGCUGUAAUAAAAUCAGUAGAUGAUAUUUCUGCCGACAUGGCCAACAUGGAAGCCAUUGCCGGCGACUCUCUUUUGUCUCAGCUUGCCAAAAUGACAGUCAUUAUCACUCAUUUAAUUGUAGAAUUUGCCAAAAAUCUACCUGGAUUUACACGUAUAUGUAAAGAUGACCAAAUUGUUCUGUUAAAGGCUGCUUGUAGUGAGGUUAUGGCUAUACGUGCUGCUCGUUGCUAUGACCUCCAAACUGCCACCAUAGUACUUGCCAAUGGUACCCCUUGCUCACUUGAUAACAUGAUAGCUGCUGGCGGAAGUACAGAGUACUGGAAGCAGGUUUUCAAUUUCUGUCAUGCGCUGGCUGAUGCACGCACAGACAACACAGAAUACGCACUCUUCACAGCGAUAUGUAUAUUUUCUGAGCGCCAUGACUUAAAAAAUAAAGAGCAAGUAGAACAAAUACAGAAAAUCUAUACUGAUGCUUUAUCGGAAUACCUCGAAAAGAAACGGUACCACAGUGGCACGUGCUUGGCCAAGCUACUUGUACGACUAAGUGAUUUACGUAGCAUAAGCAUCGAACAUUCAAAAAUGUUGACAAUGAUGCAUAUGGACGAAGGAUUAAUGCCCCACAUUGUUCAGGAUAUAUACAUACAGAAUUCAUGAAAAUUUGCUGUACAGGGUAGAUGUUAUAAUUGUUAAGUUUUGAUAAAAAAAAGUUUAAAUACUUUAAAAAAAGGAGACAAUAUUUUUUCGGAGAAGAGGCAUAGUGCUAAACUAUAUAUAUGGUAAAAGAUGUGUAUAUGCACAUGGUUUCUGUGUGAUGGAAUGUGGGAAUAAAUAAGUGUUCAAAAUGACCAAUAUGGAAAGUUCCAGACAUGUCCUUACUAAGUGAUUCGCCUGUGUAUGGUAUUUUUAAACUUGACAGGUGUGGAAAGGUCACAAACAGUUCUGUCUGACACUUUCAGCUGCUAAAAUAUUGAUUUUGGAAAUAAGGGAAAAAUCAACACACUCGCAGCACUUCUGUAUUGGAAACGAAACUGGACCAAAAAUCGAAGGAUAAAAAUACCUUCUGUCUUGCAUCCAUUAAUAUAAGGCCCUCCGUGAUAAAUUCUGUUUCGGAUUAGAACUACUUUAAUGAGGUUAGAACCACUUGAAUAUAUACAUUCUGUUUUGCAAUAGAACUACUUUGAUUGGGUUGAAACCACUAAAUGUUUACUAUUUUUAAUGAUAUUGAACUUUUAUUUCCUGGUUUGGGUUUGAAUUUUGCUGUACAUUCAGGUUUGUGUCAAUGUUCCACAAGGCCUUUGAUUUUAUGGCAGAAAC